Durusdinium trenchii is the source of this 1739-nucleotide messenger RNA. Lineage: Eukaryota; Dinophyceae; Suessiales; Symbiodiniaceae. The record is from the annotation of a GenBank genome assembly.
AGCGCACCGCCGAAAACCCAACCGCCGUGCGCUGCUCGUGGUGCAGACCGACCGCGCAGCGAUACAUUUUCGACGCAGCCAUGGCCAUGGCACGUGUUGCUUGGACCCUGGCGGUGGCUCAUGCUGCUUGCUUGGACUCCCAAGCCUGUGUGGAGGAGGAGGAAGCGAUGGAGUUGGCCCAGCUGCGAACGCAGCUCCUGCAGGUGAAGAUGGAACUUUCAUCCUCCAGCGAGGAAGCCGAAGGCGUUUACGGGAAGCUUUUGGUGGACUCACCCAGCUGGUGUGGACACAUCCCGUGGAUCGUCCAGUUCGUAGUGCCACCCUGCUGGUUUGGCAAACCGGACCGCAGCGACGAACCCAAAGGCCCUGAUGGCAAGCCAGCUUGGUGUCAGCACGUCUACCAGGGAGCGAAGCCAUAUGUCGAGGAGUGCGCGACCCUGGGCUCUGGCCCACCGCCCGUUUCACCAGCCGCUUCACCGGCCGCUUCACCGGCGGCACCGGCCAAGAAGCCGGCCAGGAAGCCUGACUGGUGCGCGCACCUGCCUGAAGCAUCCAAGAAGUACACCCCAGACUGCAACGAUCAGAUUGAGUCCCUGUGGUUGCGGCAGCGGGAGGCGAAUUGGGCCUGGCGCCCUGAGGCAGCAGUGCUCAUGGAAUUGGACCACACGCAGAACAGCUCGAGCGACGUGGUCUAUGGUAAGUUGAUGACGAGCGCACCUCACUGGUGCGGCUACAUCCCUUGGCUGGUCCAGUUCGUGGUGCCUCCCUGCUGGUUCGGCAAGCCGGAGCCCAGUGAGGGGCCAUUAGGCCCUGAUGGCAAGCCCCACGCUCGGCUCUGCAGGGCCGGCGGGAGUCCUGGCUCCCGGAGCUCUCAGUUGAUCGGGUGAAUCUUGGGGGAAGGCCUGGUGAAUGCUGGUGAUCUUCAAAGUAUUCACGUCUGAUUUUCUUCACUCAAAUAUGAUAUGUAAACCUCAUACUACAGUGACAGAGUGGCACAUGCUGGGUGGUGUGAUUUCCUUCAACCUCUUUCCAUCUUACCAGUACUGGGCGGCUGACAUCACGAGGUGUUACCCUUGAGUGGCUCACGACCAACCAUUUGGAUUGGGAUUCCUACUGGGCCCACACAAGCAACAUCUUGGCGCAAGGGCUAUCACCUGCCAAGCACUGACGUCAUUCUUGGAUGCAAACAUCUCAAGACCAACAUGACCAACGUAACAUAGCACCUCCUCUACCACCAACGAAAAAGGCACAGUUGUCACAGAAAGGGAUCCUUAACUUUUCUCCAUGAGGAUUACUGGGAUCCGUACGUUUCCUUAUGUUUCUCCAUGGGAUCCUUAUGUGACUUUCGGCUUCCCCCCGUGUUAUGGUACAGAGCUCCAACCACUCACCGCACCUAAACACUUCUCGGGUACCCAACGAAACCCUCCGCGCACCGCGAGGAGUGGUGCAAGUGGGUAUCGCAAGCAGCCAUGAACUACGUGGCAGACUGCCGGGGCGGCAUGUACGACCACCGCCAUCCCGGCGACGACCUGGGUGCUGGUCCGCCGCCGACGACACAUGCUGGUGCGCACAGCGGUGCGAAGCCAGACUGGUGCUCCCACGUGGCGAAGGAGAGCUUAAGAUACGUGCCCGACUGCAACAGCCAAGUGGAAAGCCUUUGGUGAGGCUGCAGAACUUGUGAAAACUUGGCCUCGAGGUUUGGAAAAUUGAUGAACAUUGGCUGAAUUGACCAACCCACA